Messenger RNA from Symbiodinium necroappetens, 825 nucleotides. NCBI's taxonomy places the organism in Eukaryota, Dinophyceae, Suessiales, Symbiodiniaceae. The record is from the annotation of a GenBank genome assembly.
AUGGGUGCCGCGUUGUGCCGCCCCCGUUGUGAGGAAGCUGCCGGCUUCGUGCUGGAAGUACCUGCAUGUGCCUCUGCGUUUCGCCGAAUAAGUGUGCGUGAUGCUGACGUCCAGUCAACCGUACAUGAAUGUCGGUAUCCUCUUUGGGCCGUUAAAGUCUCGGACUUCCUGCAAAUGAGCGGUAAACCUCAAGCCCAUAGCGUUUUGCUGGAGAGGGGCUUGCUAUACAAGUGGUUCCCAGGCAUGUUCUUGAUUUUCGUCUCGCAUCAGUGGCUGAGCAAAGAACAUCCGGACCCGGAAGGACAGCAAAUGGAAGUUCUUCAGAAGGCAAUUCGAGGGGUCAUCGGUGGCUCACUGCAGGUGCACGAGGACAUAGCCUGCCGCACAGCAGACAACAGCAUCUCAGCAAGCAUACGCCAGCAGAUUGCCGCAGGCUAUAUCUUUCUCGACUGGUUCGCAAUCCCACAAAUUACAGUGCGAGAAGAAGGGGUGAACGAAGAGACGACGAAGACGGAUGCAGCUUUGGCGGUUCAAAGCAUUCCAGCCUAUGUUGAGCUCUCGAAUAUGUUUAUCGCGUUGGUCCCGGAGCUGACGCACAAAGACUCGAAGCUCUUGGCGAAUUAUUCAACGUGGCUUUCCCGAGGGUGGUGUCGCGCUGAACUGUGGUGUCGCUUAUUGUCAAACAAAACCGACACCACGGUCAUUGUCGUCUACUCAAACGUGCAGGCCGAGUUCAUGUAUCCAUUAGAUUGGCAGAGCAACAGCAUCCCAGACGAGUUUCAGCAGGAUUUGGGCUUAGGGUUGCAGGGCUUCGGAUGCAGGUAG